GGUCUCAACUCCAUCAAGACCCUCACUCACUUGGCCCCUCUCAGCAUCUUCGCCGACGUUGUUGAUCUUGCCGCUAUGGCCGUCGUCAUUGUUGAGGAUUCCAUGAUUAUACUCAAGCAAAGGCCUGACGUUGUUGCCUUCGGUGGUAUGUCCCUCUUCUUCUAUGGGAUGGGCGUGGCCGUUUAUUCUUUCGAAGGUGUUGGAAUGGUAUUGCCUCUUGAAUCGGAGAUGAAAGACAAGGACAAGUUUGGCAAAGUCUUGGCACUCGGCAUGGGAUUCAUCUCUUUCAUAUACAUAGCCUUUGGUUUCUUAGGUUACUUGGCUUUUGGUGAGGACACAAUGGACAUCAUCACCGCUAACUUGGGGGCAGGACUUAUCAGUUCUAUUGUUCAGCUGGGACUCUGCAUCAACCUCUUCUUCACCUUCCCCUUGAUGAUGAAUCCGGUGUUUGAGAUAGUAGAGAGGCGGUUCUCGGGUGGGAUGUACUCUGCGUGGCUGAGAUGGCUGCUAGUAUUGGCAGUGACUCUGGUGGCUCUCUUUGUGCCAAACUUUACAGAUUUUUUGUCAUUGGUGGGGAGCAGCACUUGCUGCAUCUUAGGGUUUGUGUUACCUGCUUUGUUUCAUUUGCUGGUGUUCAAGGAAGAGAUGGGGUGGAAGCAAUGGAGCCUGGACAUGGCAAUAGUGGGACUGGGAGUGGUUCUUGCUGUGUCGGGAACUUGGAGUUCCCUGAGUGAGAUCUUCUCGGUCAAAGUGUAAUUUAAUGUGAGAGGUUUCUCACUUGUGUCCAAUUACGUGUGACGUGUGAACCAUUAUAUAUGUGUAUAGGGGUUGUGGUUUAAGAGAAUCUGAAACUGUGAUUGUAAUUGUAUGUUGAUGAUGGUUGGAAUAAAAGACAUGAGCGCUGUUUUCUCUA
This is a messenger RNA of Raphanus sativus (radish), 913 nucleotides long. Its product is annotated as amino acid transporter AVT3C-like. Gene Ontology annotation, molecular function: amino acid transmembrane transporter activity. NCBI's taxonomy places the organism in Eukaryota, Viridiplantae, Streptophyta, Magnoliopsida, Brassicales, Brassicaceae. Gene Ontology annotation, biological process: amino acid transmembrane transport. Gene Ontology annotation, cellular component: vacuolar membrane. The record is from RefSeq and is a predicted model, not a curated record. The transcript has a single exon. The annotation marks the transcript as partial.